GCAAAGCCCUCUCUGAAUCGUCGUAGCCAUAUUGCAAGGAAGCCUCCGCUGCAAGGACAAUUAACUUUCACGGGUUAAUACGUAUUAUAUUGUUACGUUUAAUCGGCGCUGAAAGCAUGAACUAAAGAAAAAAAUCAUACGAGUUGAUACGACUAAUGACAGAAUAUGGAGAGAAUGCAAAACAUCACUGCUCUCAGGCCUCAGUCCUUCUUACACCAAUGCCAGAAACCACCUCGGCACUGAAGAUUUUGCGCCUGAGAUUGCGGAUACCAUAGCAACUUCAAGGCGUUCGGAAACUGCGUCAAUUACACCGAUUGUGGCGUUGCGUUUAAGACUUCUAAAUGUGUUAACGCUCGUACCCAUAUAGCUGCAACACAGUAAGUUAAAGUAUUGGGUUUUGCUUGACGCGCGAUAAGUCCCGAUUGUGUACGCUAUUGAAUGCGUCCUUUUUUGCGUAGCCAGUUUUUACUGUUUAGAUAAUCAUGAUGUUAACACUGGCAUUUGUUAUCCCUUCAAAGUACUAAACCAUCUCUCCGUGAAUUUUUUACCCUAGCAUCGUGGCAUAAGUUUUGUUUUUUUGGUAUUGCUCUGGAUGCUGAAAAUUCAUUUACAUUAUUUUAUUGAGCCAGUUUAUGCUGUUGCAAGUACCUUGUGCAUUAUGGAAAGCAUUAUAUCUAGUCUUUUCGCGAAUUUUCUUGCCCUCGUGGGACUUGUACUGUUGGUUAACCACAGCAGAGUUUCCUCUCUGCAGUGCUACGGGUGCAAUAAUUACGAUCACAAUCCUCGAGGUGGUCCCAUUGACUGCCUAAAUAAAUCAACGAAAACCGACACGCCAAUUGAGAAAACCCUUUCGGAAAUCAGGAUUCUGGACUGUCCGGAGAAACGGCUAUUAAGAUCAUGCCAGGACGAUUCCUUCAGUGAUAUGCCUCUAUUUUUAUACGACAAGCCACUAGGAUGUUACCGAAAAGACGAUUGCAACCCACCUGGCCCAUGUCAACAUGUUUACUGUAUUUGCAACACCCCUCUCUGUAACAACAAGACCGUACUGGAAGUCAUUAAAUCGGACGCAGACGCAACCGCAACAAAUAUGUGCCAUUGCUUGCUCUUACUUUCUGCUAAUUUCUUUAUUACCUGAUUUAAGAAUAUUUUUACGAAACAGUUGUGUUUUUUCGCGAAUUUGUUUUGGCUUGCCGCGGACAAGUUAUCAGGUAUAACGUGCACCGUUUCCUGAGUUGUUUCCUGCAGAAUCAUGGCAAGUACAGCAUUAAUUUUAAUUCAAAAUUAAUCAAAUUUUAAUUCAAAUUUAGCCCGCGGGGUUACUUUAUUAUGCAUGUUGUUCCGUUAAUUAGAAAUAAUUUGCGAUCCCAUUAAUGUUAAAAAGCCCGUGAAGAUAUAAUCUUGGAUGACAUGAUCUUGAUAUAAGCCCGUGAAGAUACGAGCUUGGCUAAAGUGGUUGACUUUAUAGUUUAUACUGGACUUAC
Molecule: messenger RNA, 1481 nt
Organism: Paramacrobiotus metropolitanus
Lineage: Eukaryota; Metazoa; Tardigrada; Eutardigrada; Parachela; Macrobiotidae
Exons: 4
Coding region: 593-1135 (180 amino acids)
Source: RefSeq, a predicted model, not a curated record